GAAAAUUAAACAAGACAGCCAAAGCGAAACUAGAGUGAAAAGUCGUUUUACUUCCUCUAGUACUACAUGCAGUAGUGAUUGGAAAACAAAGAAGUAUGCGACUAGGAAGUGACAGACUCCUUUAGUUUAAAUGCACCAUUGAAAGAACAUUUGGAAGCAGAAGAUCUCAGAAGACGUUUGCUUUUAUGACGUUAUUAGUCGUCUCGGGGCAUCAAGAAGUAUUUGAGUUCGCAUCAUGUUGGCAGUGAUGACGGUGUUGGGUCUGGGGCUUUAUCUUUACUCGCCAAUACAUGCCCUGUUUGAGAAAGAACAAUUUGCAGUUGUAAACGCUGAUCUAAUACAUGUUGAGCGAACAGUGAGCGAUGCUUUUCUAUCAGUGGCUAUAGAUACCAACUUGGUCACUGAAGAGAGGUACAUCAACCUUUUGGGCUCACAGAAGCUGCGGACACUAGCAAAAGGCCUAGCUCCUGGGUAUUUGAGAUUUGGUGGAACAAAAGCAGACUUCAUGCGCUUCCACACCAAGGAAGUGGCAACAAGACAACAGGCUUUUAGCAGACAGUUUGGAAUCAAACCAGGUGUUUGUGACAGAAGGCCCAUUUCUCCUGAGACAGAGGAAUAUUUGAAGUCAGAGUGGGUAUUGCAGGAGGAACUCAUCCUUAUGGAGGAACAUCAAAAUCAUUGUUCCAAGCUAAAUAUUUCAGGGUCUACCGUGGAUAUGUUGUACAAUUUUGCCAAUUGUUCUGGGUUUCACUUAAUCUUCGGUUUGAAUGCCUUACUGAGAACUAAAACUAAUACCUGGAACAGCUCCAAUGCUGAAGAACUCCUCAACUACUGCCAGUCAAAGAACUACAGCAUGUCAUGGGAACUGGGCAAUGAGCCUAAUAGCUUUAUGAAGAAAUCUGGAAUCAGAAUUGACGGCACCCAGUUGGGAAAGGAUUUCGUUCACCUUCGUGAAAUCCUCAGGAGAUACAAAAACUUCCAAGAUUCUGGACUGUACGGACCUGAUGUGGGACAGCCUCGAGACCACACAGAGAAUCUGCUGGAGGGGUUUCUGGAGACGGGUGGGAAAGUCAUAGAUGCUUGCACCUGGCAUCAUUACUAUGUGAAUGGAAGAGACACAUCCCUGUCAGACUUCCUCAGUCCUGAGGUGCUGGAUAGCCUUGCUACAAAGACCCAAGAAAUCUUUCAGAUAAAAACACAAAUAACCCAGAAAUUUCCAGGUAAAAAAGUCUGGCUGGGAGAAACAAGUUCUGCCUAUGGAGGUGGAGCCCCUGGAUUGUCGGACACAUACGUUGCUGGCUUCAUGUGGCUAGAUAAACUGGGACUCUCAGCCAGACUGGGCAUUGACGUGGUCAUCAGGCAAGUUUUGGUUGGGGCUGGAUCUUACCAUUUAGUUGAUUCCAAUUUCGACCCAUUGCCUGACUAUUGGCUGUCUUUACUAUACAAGAAGCUGGUUGGCCCUAAGGUGCUUGCUGCUACAGCGUUCACCCAUCUAGGAACAGAAAGCAAGCUUCACCGUGUGUACAUGCACUGCACCAAGAGCAACAGUGAGACCUCUGGGACGGGAGCUGUAACAGUGUUUGCCUUAAAUCUGAGUAAGAAAACAUCAACAAUCCACCUACCUCCACUCUUGUCUGACAAAACAGUCGUCCUUUACCUCUUAGAGCCUGCUGGAGAAGAUGGCUUACAUUCAAGGUCUGUGCAGCUGAAUGGAAAAGUGUUGAAGAUGGUGGAUGACACAACACUGCCAGUCCUGACAGGGAUACCCCUACCUGUGGGAAGCCCUCUCAAACUCCCAGCUCUGUCCUUUGCAUUUUAUGUGGUGAAAGAUGCCAACGCUCCUGCAUGUAGAUAAAACCACACACAGUGUAGAUUGUCCAGUCGUGUUAAACACUUGACACUUGUGUCAGGCUAUACGAAAAAGGGAUUGUGUGUUGUGGCUUUUAGGUCAUUUAAUCUCAUAGGAAGGAUUAGCUUUUACAAGCAAAAUAUGUUUCUCAAAAAUAUCUGUCCAUUUUCUAUUUAUGCAACUAUUUAAGGCAGCCGCUUCAUAUUUGUAGGGUUAUUUGAUAUGUGAAGAGUGCAAUAUAUAGUUUACACUGGAAAAUAUAAACUCAAGGGAGCAUAUUAACAGUCAUUAUUUAAUAUGUGUAAACAUUAACGUACAUCAGGGACUAGAGUGAAAUCUAUGGUAUAUAAAAUAAAUUAUUAAAUACAUUAAAAAAAAUAUUGAGACAUCAUGCAUUGAUAUACUGUAUUAAGCCUUUACUGUAACUUUACAUUUUUAGAUAGUGACAAAGUCUCGGACGGAUGAUAUGAAAGCCUAAGAUUGUCCGAUCUCUGUACCCUGUGUAAACUAAAAGGUGCAGUAACAGAGGACUGACCAAUAGAUGGCAUUAGUCCGAUACAUUAUAGGACUCAGGACAACACCUGAGUCUUAAUCUGAACGCUGUAAUUGAAUGAUUAAUUACAGAAGAGAGGACAAAUUAACAGGUAAACAGUUUAGCCGUCCUGUUGACAGUGAGGGUUAACAACCCAAAGUGUAUUCAGGUCUCCGAUUGGAGUUUGGGUUUGUUUUGUUUAUUUGUUUUUAAACCUUUUGUUUGUAAAUAAUAAAAGUGUGCUGAAAAGCGCUGAACCGUAAACAGUGUCUGGAAUUACAUUUGUGUGUGUACAUCUACACCACUACACGGCCACGCCACCACAGCCGAUUACUUCAUAAAAAGAA
Acipenser ruthenus (sterlet) is the source of this 2728-nucleotide messenger RNA. Its product is annotated as heparanase-like. Bases 236 to 1855 code for a protein of 539 amino acids. Gene Ontology annotation, cellular component: extracellular matrix; membrane. The record is from RefSeq and is a predicted model, not a curated record. Lineage: Eukaryota; Metazoa; Chordata; Actinopteri; Acipenseriformes; Acipenseridae. Gene Ontology annotation, molecular function: hydrolase activity, acting on glycosyl bonds. The transcript is spliced from 12 exons.